AGGCAAACAGCGCAAGAUGUUUCAAGUGCUGAUCAUGGGCACUGCCUUGCGGAACCAAGAGGCUCAGUAUGUGGAACCAGGGAGAACGUGCUACACGACAGGAGGGAUAUGCCCUAAGAGAAUUCAAGUCAUCAAGAACUGCGUCACCGAGGGCUUCUGUGGAGGAAAGAGAGGACCGCUGACCGGCAUCGAGAGGUUGAAGUGGAAGCCUCUUCAUUUUCUCAAAGAAGACGGGGUUGCUGACUCUCUCACCAAGGCGAAUGCUUCUGCUGCUGGGUAUCAGUCGGAAUUCAAGAACAGGCCCUUUCCUCCCUUGUUCACCAACUCUUAAACGCAAAUUCCGACCAUCGUCCAUUUUUCAUGUUUUGACAGCUCCAGGCAGCUGUCUCAGCAGCAGAAAACUCUUCCAGUGUUGUUCAUACUUACAGAUUUCAGUUUCGUCAGAUUCAUUAGAAAGAAUGCUCAUAUUGUUUCCGCUGUCUUGCC
Guillardia theta CCMP2712 is the source of this 486-nucleotide messenger RNA. RefSeq lists its product as hypothetical. Bases 17 to 331 code for a protein of 104 amino acids. The record is from RefSeq and is a predicted model, not a curated record. The transcript is spliced from 3 exons. NCBI's taxonomy places the organism in Eukaryota, Cryptophyceae, Pyrenomonadales, Geminigeraceae.